Molecule: messenger RNA, 2095 nt
Organism: Miniopterus natalensis
Lineage: Eukaryota; Metazoa; Chordata; Mammalia; Chiroptera; Miniopteridae
Source: RefSeq, a predicted model, not a curated record
AGGCAGCAGAAUUAUGCCUCUCUCAUCGCUGUCUCUUUCUGUCUCUCCUCCCUUCCUCUCUCUCUAAAAUCAAUAAAAACAUAUUUUAAAAAAUUGGUAACAGGCACCAUGUCAUUGAUAGUGGAAGAAGGUCUGUCAGAAGUGAAAAUAUUUGAAUUAAGGGAAAAAUUUUAAGGAAAUUUAAUCCUUUUACAUUCAAAUGAGUAAACAAAGGAUUGCCAGCUGGACACCUUUUUAACGGAUUGAACAUUGAGGUCAGUCAGUUCCAUCUUUGACUUAACUGCAGCCAGAAAUGCAUCUCUCCUUUCUGCAACCCCUGAUCUUCUCCCAUACUUUUAUCUUCAAAUCAUGGCUUGUCUUCUAAAACCCUUAAUACUUGAGGCACCUUCUUGCCCUAAGUGAAACGAAGCUCUCCUUGAGUAUAGCACUUCCCCUGUAGCGCUCUCAGUGGUGUCUUCUUUUUUUUUCUAUCCCUCUGUGUGUUUUGGGAUGAGGGAGCGAGGUAGGUGGCAUCUGGUAGGCACUGCGGAGCUGCUCUCACACUGGAACUGUUUUACUCUCCGUCAAAGGAAACUGCCUUCUACCAUCCAUCAGUAUCCCUUUUUGCUGGUAUCUGUUGAACUUGAGCCUUUCCCUUACAUUUUUUAAGAAUGUUGACACCCCCUAUUUUUUCCUUCUAUAAUACUGCACUUUCUUGUCUUGCGUAAAGCUGCCCUUCUUAUGUUGUUUUUGUUUUUUUCAAUUUGAGGCCAGUACCACCGUACAUCCAGAUAAUGAAACCAGAAAUCUGGGAAUCAUGAAGGAGCUUCACUUCCUGUAUUUGCCUCAAGCUCCGUACUUAAUCAGUCACCAAAUCCUAUUGAUUUGAACCACCUGAGUUAGCAGGUCUUAUGUUUCAAGUUUCAGAAUGGCUUCGGUUAUUGCCUUUCCUUGGUGUACUUGCACUACUUGGCUACCUUGCAGUUCGUCCAUUCCUCCCAAAGAAAAAACAACAGAAGGAUAGCUUGAUUAAUCUUAAAAUACAAAAGGAAAAUCCCAAAGUGGUGAAUGAAAUAAACAUUGAAGACUUGUGUCUUGCUAAAGCAGCUUAUUGUAGGUGUUGGCGUUCUAAGACGUUUCCUGCCUGUGAUGGUUCACAUAAUAAACACAAUGAAUUGACAGGAGAUAAUGUGGGCCCACUAAUACUGAAGAAGAAAGAAGUAUAAUAGUAAUGAAAUAGGAGUGAAUUGUGUGCUGUAAAAUCUUAUAAUGAUAUUUUUUCAUUCUUUGUGUAUAGAUCUUUCAAAUGGUGGUCUUCGUUAUUACUACUAGUGGAGUAACUAUUUCUGCAAAUUCAUUUUCUUGCUACACUACUGUUUAUAUUUGAUAGUUCAUAUGUUCAAUCAUUUAUAUAGAAAUUAAAUUGUGCACCCUUUAUUCUGACUUCAAAGAAUUGAUGUAUCUUCCUACAAUAAAACCAACACUUUUGAUUUUAAUUAAUUGGGCAGUGGAUCCAAAACUAUUUGAAUAUCAAUAUGUUCAAUAGAAUAUAUAAUUUAAAAUUUUCUCCCUACUCUAUUAAAUGUUAUCUUUCAGUUACCUUCUGUUUUGAUCAGUUGAAGUGAUUUCUUUCUUUUUCAGCCUUCCUCUCUCCAUUCUACUUAGAUCAAUAAGGAAAAUACUGUUCUCAAGAAUUACUUGAAUUUUCAAAGAGAUAAACUCUUUGCUUUAUAGAGAUUAUUGUCUAAUAAAUAUAAAUAUCCCAAUUUCAGGGAAGAUGUGAACUGGAUAUAGAAAGUUCCAACUAGGAACACUUAUUUACAUUAUAAAAGUUUGUUUACAAUAGACUUGUUUGCAUCCGCUUAGGUAUCUUGUGUAUCUUGAGCUGUUUGACUCACUAAGAGGGUGGGGUGGGGUGGCAAGAACACUUAUACCUAAACUCAUGAGCUGCUGAAAUUUAAAGGUCAACUAGAAAUAAACAUAUUAAAAUAAUAAGUAUUUCAGUGGUUAAAAUUGUGUUUAUAUGAACAUUUUCCUCUUUAUAACAGUGUAAACCGAUAAAACAACACAAAAAGUUUGCAAAAUAAACUUACUGGAGACUCUUUAAAACCUGUAA